UUCGCUUGGGGCGAAGCUUAGGGCGUUUUUGUCUGAAUUCAGAUUAUUGGCCUUGGAAUAAUUUAAGAGAUCUGCGUUGUCAUGGUGAGACGAUUUUCGCUUCAAGGUUUUGCUCCUAGUCCCACCUUCUCCAUUGCUUUGCUGUGCUUCACACUUUAAGGAUUUUGAUUUGUGGGUUUGCGUUGGGUGAUAUAUGAGUGUUGUGUAACUUUGUUUAUUUAAUUUUGAUAAAGAUGGAGCAGAAGGAGUGAAGACGAUAGUUAUGUCCAUUUUUCUGUGACAAAUAGUCGUGGUAUUCUCAAUCAGCCAUAAGCAUAGACAAACAGAGCAAGACAAAACCAUGAAUUUCAAGUCGGAAGAAAGGCAAAACCUUUUGUCAAGGCUGCUGGAUGCUGUAAAGCAGUGUCAAAUCAGGUUUGGUGGUAAGCGGGAGCUGGCCACUGACAUGGACCCGCGCAUCUGCUGCCUGUGCCAGCAGCUGGAGGCUGUCCUGCAGCAUGGCCUGCGACAGCCCGAGGCCAGCAACACCCCAUUCAGACAGAUGCGUGAUGCCAUUGCUCAGAACUUUAGCAUAAACCUGAGUGGAGCGCCGCCGGAACCCCCGGUGUUCUGGCACUACGUGCGGCUGCACCUGACCCGGCACGAGUACGAGCGCUACCUGCUGCUGGUCAACAUCCACUCGGACGCUGGCCGCGGCCGCGCCUGGCUCCGCUCGGCGCUCAACGAGAGCUCGCUCGAACGGUACCUUCACGCACUGAUCGGCGACCGAGAGGGUAUGGCUCGCUUCUACGAGCCGUGGGCGGUGCUGGCUGACCCCGAGAAGAACGCCAUGCUGCCCAACAUCGCUGCCGGUCUGAGCUCGGUGCUGUUUGCCAUCAGCAUAGACCGCCAGGAGCUGAACGGUGCGGCCCGGCCGCGGCCGCGACCGCCCGACCUGAGCGCGGCGCCGCCCAGCCGAGAGCCUGAGGCCGUGGUCAAGGCCCAGUCUGUCGAUGUGCGCGCGGCGCGGCCGGGCGGCCGCCGCCGGCGCCGGCGUGUGCAGGCCCAGGUGGUGUCGCUGGACGGCGAUGACGCCGGCUCGGUGGCGUCGCCCAGCUGGCGGUCGGCGCCGGCCACGUGCGUCUCGUCCCCGGCGCCGGCCGGCGGCCGACACGCCUUCUCGUUCGACGGCGCCGGCGGCGAGCACGACGGCAGCAGCCGCUCGGAGCACUCGCUGCCGGACGCCAGCAGCGGCGAGGACGGCACCAGGUCGGAGGAGGCCGGCCCGGAGGCGCCCCAGCAACUGCGGCCGUGCGGCGGCGAGGCCGGUGACGCGGCGUCUCUGACGCUGCAGCUGGACGCAGUCAGUGACCGGUUCAGCGCGUCCAACGGCGAGCCGGCGCUCCCGCAGCCGGGCGCGCUCUGUAACGGCCUGGCCAGCUCGGCCGACUCUGCCGAUGACGUCAGAGACCUACUGGAGGCGGCGCCCUCUGUGUCCAGUGGGGUCGGCGACCACGGCACGCUACCUCCCGGAGAGAGUAGCACGACCGCCUCCCUGUCAGAGAGGGAGCUGCGGGAGGCGCUGGUGGCUGUCAGCGGUCAGAAGGCCACGCUCAGCGAGCAGGUGACGGAGCUCCGCGCCGAGCUCGACUCGGUCCGACAGCAGCGGGACGCACUCAGGGAGGCGGCAGAGGCCAGCAGCGCCGUCUGGGAGGAGAAACUGGCUGUCCUGGAGAGCAAGCGGCUCACCUCAGAGAGGGAGAACGGCAUCCUGAAGCACCAGCUGAAGAACUACGUGAGCGCGGUGCAGCAGCUGCGGCACGGCUCGCCGCACCAGAUCCUGGAGGAGCUGCAGCGCGAGCAGCGCUCCUCGGAGGAGCAGGCGCUCCAGCGGUACGACGACUACCACGCCGAGGCGGAGGCCUACCAGCGCAAACUCAUACAGGUGGCCGAGAUGCACGGCGAGCUGAUGGAGUUCAAUGAGCGGCUGCAGCGCCGGCUGGGCCGCCGGGAGCGGCAGCUGGCCGCGCUGCGGACCGAACUGGCCGAGUGCGGCCUCAGCGGGGCCGCCUCUGACACCUCCGGCUCCGAGGGGGCGCCUGACACCGGGGAAGACGAGCCGCCGCCGCCGCCGCCGCCCCGCGUCCACUGCUGGAUCCCGGCCGCCUUCCUCAGCGGCUCCGGCAACGGCGCUCACCACGUCUACCAGGUUUAUAUUCGGAUACGUGAUGAAGAGUGGAAUGUAUAUCACAGAUAUUCCAGUUUUUACCUUUUAUACAACAAAUUGAAGAAGGAAUUCAGUGAAGUGAGACAAUUCGAUUUUCCGCCGAAGAAAACGUUAAACAAAAAGGACGGUCGGCUGGUCGAGGAGCGCCGCCGGAAGCUGCAGGAGUUCCUGCGCUGUGUGACGCGCGCGCUGCUCGCCGGCCGGGCCGAGCUGGCGCGCGCGCCCUGCCGCGCCGCGCUGGUCGCCGAGGAGCCGUUCUUCGGCCGCAGCGGCGCCGCCGGCGAGCAGGGCGGCGCGGCGGCCGGCGGACGGCUGAGUAUGUUCAGCCGGUCGGCGGCGCCGGCGGCCGGCCCGGCGCGGCCCCGCUACACCGGACUGUGAGCCGGUCUCCGCGGCCCGGAGGUCAGGUCAGGUCAGUCCCGCCGACCGGGUGUGUUGGCGGCGCGCCGGUCGGCACGGCCCGUGCGGUGACGACUGCUGCGGGUGUGGACACUGGACACUGCGGGUUGUAAUCUCCUGCUUGGAGUGAAACAUCAGGCGGGGGGCUGUGGUGAAAUGUCUUGGACGGUACCUGUAAUAGUCGGAUGGGUGAGCUUUAGGCGUUACUGAGGGGGCAGAGGGACCGAGGGCUAAACCGGUAACGGGUCCCUUUGCCUUGACCCGGCGGCGGAUUCGUGCUCUGAAGGAGAGUCUAAACGUUCCAUAGUAGGUUUGCCGUCGGAAAUCAUUGGGACCUAGCGGCCGAAUCUCGUCUGUCUGUUGAUUCUGUGACAACUGGCGGCGUAGAGUCGCGGGCGGGGAGUCGGUCCGGCCCGGCCGCGGGUCGGGCGUUGGCUGUGAUGACUGCGAGCCGCGGUGGCCGCCGCACCGGCCGGCCUCGCGCCGGGCGCAGUCUCCGCUGAAUGCUUCCAUACGCCGGACGCCUUUGUCGCGGGUGAGGGCUGCUGCAGCUCG
Messenger RNA from Amphibalanus amphitrite, 3160 nucleotides. RefSeq names its product sorting nexin-29-like. The record is from RefSeq and is a predicted model, not a curated record. The coding region runs from base 341 to 2587 and encodes 748 amino acids. Gene Ontology annotation, molecular function: phosphatidylinositol binding. The transcript has 15 exons. NCBI's taxonomy places the organism in Eukaryota, Metazoa, Arthropoda, Thecostraca, Balanomorpha, Balanidae.